AUGAACGACUGGAGGGAUGUGAGAGAUCCUCGGGAUCGAUUCGAUCCUCGUCUCGGCCGCCAGUGGUACAAACGAGACGGGCCGCAUCGAGAGUACCGCAACGCGGACCGUGAAUUCAACGCACAUCCGGCGUCCCGACUCUACCGAGGAUAUCUGAACCCCGACUACACGGUGAAUUCUCUGGGUCACGAGCCGCCGGCGAUCAAGUUCCCCCGCUACAACGGAAAGAGCGGCGCCGCCAUCGAACCAGUAUCGUAUACUACAGCCUACAACAAUAACGAAAACGGUGACGCUCGCGUGGGUCACGUGAAUGAGGCAUUCGUCGAGUCGAACAAUGCCAUCAAUCAGGAGGGCGGCAAGAUCCCUCUUGCGAGGCUCAAUUCAGACCCGGAGUCGAUGCGCCGGACACAGAAGCUCGCCGUGGACGUAGAGCGCCUCCGAGUCACAUAUGGAUACGGCAGCCGUGCUGUGGAAGUUCUAAAAGGGAUUGAUCUCACUCUGCCCGAAGGGAAAAUUUACGGACUCCUCGGACCGAGCGGAUGUGGAAAAACAACACUGCUGCGAUGCAUCGUGGGCCGCAAAGAACCCACUGGGGGAAUGGUUCGAGUUUUCGACCAGGUCCCCGGCACGCCGGGAGCAUUCAUUCCGGGCCCAGGAGUCGGUUACAUGCCACAGGAACUCACUUUGUAUCCGGAGUUCACGAUUUACGAAACGCUACUCUUCUUCGGGAAACUCUUCGGAUUGUCCGAGAGCCUCCUCAAUGAGCGUAUCCAGUUUCUCUUGAAGUUCCUGGACCUCCCGGACAAGAGGCGUCUGGUGAAGAAUCUCUCCGGGGGUCAACAGAGACGAGUAUCCCUCGCGGCUGCUUUAAUCCAUAAGCCGCCUCUCUUGAUCCUCGACGAGCCUACAGUCGGCGUGGACCCGCUGCUCCGACAGGCAAUCUGGAAUUAUCUCGUGACACUCACCCGCGAACAGGGGAUGACCGUCAUUGUCACGACUCAUUACAUCGAAGAAGCCCGUCAGGCCAACAUUGUGGGUCUCAUGAGGUCCGGUCGAAUGCUCGCCCAGGAUUCACCCGAGCGACUCCUCGAGGACUUCAAUUGCGAAACUCUGGAAGACGUAUUCCUGCAGCUGUGUCUUGCGGAUAAGGAAGGACGGGCGAUCGUAAAGCACAAGAAGAUGCUCGAGGUGGUCAGCGAGAAAGCGAAGGAUAACAACACCGCCACCGUGGAACACGAGAAAGAAAAAGCUCCAAUAUACGAAAUUCCGCCAGAAGUGAAGCACACCCUCCCGCCCAGGAAACCUCACAGCGGAUUCAACACGAACACGCAGCGGCAUGAAACAACCUGGGAGGCUCUGUGUCGAGCGUUCGCACUCGUGAUGAAGAACGUCACUAGACUCAAAAGAAAUUAUCCAUUCCUCUUAUUCACCUUCAUCGUACCAUCGUUCCAAGUCGUUCUCUUCUGCAUCUGCAUCGGAGCCGACCCCUAUGAGUUGCCGGUGGCCGUAGUGAACUCGGACGUGCAUCCAAUCCUUUCGCAACCCUUCCUCGAAAGCAUCUCCAACCACACGAUUGUUCAACGACCUUACUCCGAUCUUGAUCUAGCGCUUGCCAGUGUGGAACGCGGCGAAACGUGGGGCGUCAUAAACAUAGGGCAUAAUUACUCAACGGCUUUGCAAUACCGAUUCAUACUCGGAAUCGACGCCGACAACGAGACCAUCGAAGAAUCAACGAUCGAUAUCUACAUGGACAUGACCAACCAGCAGAUCGGCUUCAUUCUUCAGAAGACAAUCUUCGAGUCUUUCAUCACGUUCUGCGAGAAUCUCCUGGUCAAAAUGAACAGAAACGUAGCUCUGGCGCAACUCCCGGUCCGAGUCAGGGAACCUGUCUACGGAAAUGGAAAACCAAGCUUCACCGAAUUCAUGGCGCCCGGAAUCAUCCUCUCGAUCACCUACAUCAUGGCCGUGGCUCUCACAGCAAUUUCGAUCAUCAUGGAAACUCGUGAAGGCACCAUGGAGCGCUGUUGGGUGGCCGGCGUGAAACCUUUCGAAGUCAUCGUCUCCCACGUGUUCUCUCAGUUUAUCGUCAUGUGCGUUCAAGUGGCCCUGCUGCUUGCGUUCAUUUUCAUCCUUUUCUCCAUCCCACUCGAGGGAUCCUUGAUUCUCGUCAUACUCCUGACUCUCCUGCAAGGUCUCAGCGGGAUGACCUACGGACUCGUAAUUUCAUCCAUUUGCGCCGAAGAGCAGUCUGCCAUGAUGUUGGCACUAGGCACGUUCUAUCCGAACCUGCUCUUGAGCGGAAUAAUUUGGCCGAUCCAAUCGAUGCCCAAGAUCGUUCGCUACAUCGCCUACGGACUCCCUCAGACUUUCCCCACCGAAUCGCUUCGUUGUAUCAUGUAUCGCGGCUGGGGCAUUGACAAAUACGAGGUAUGGAUCGGGUUUGUCGUAUCUAUCGGCUGGUCAGUUUUCUUCCUGCUCUUCGCCACCGCCGCCUUCAAAGCUAGGAGCUGA
Molecule: messenger RNA, 2511 nt
Organism: Galendromus occidentalis (western predatory mite)
Lineage: Eukaryota; Metazoa; Arthropoda; Arachnida; Mesostigmata; Phytoseiidae
Product: ABC transporter G family member 20
Exons: 8
Coding region: 1-2511 (836 amino acids)
Biological process (GO): transmembrane transport
Cellular component (GO): ATP-binding cassette (ABC) transporter complex; membrane
Molecular function (GO): ATP hydrolysis activity; ATP binding; ABC-type transporter activity
Source: RefSeq, a predicted model, not a curated record